AUGUCAGAUGAACCGCUGAGUCUGCGCGGCCUUUUCUCCAAAGCCGAGACGGCGCGCGAACAACUUUCAUCUUCGUACGAGCCAAACAGUCCCGCCUUCCAGGAAAAGCUCAGCGCAACCAUUGCCACUUAUGAAGAAUGUCUCAAGAUCUCGGAGCAGGUGUCGCUCUUCAGCCCAAACGAGACUCUCGAGGACAUACCAUCUACUGACUUACAAUACAUGGCGAUAAACUACCACUUGGCCGAAGUCAUCCAGAAGAUUUUCAACACAGACAUUUCACUCCGAAAGCAAAACCUGCUACGGGCACGAGGUCACUAUGAGCAGUUUCUCAAGUUGCUGGAUUCCUACGACAUGCUUGGCAAGGCGGAUGCGAAGCUUCUCGAAGCCUACAACGAAGACAAGAACAACUUUUCCACAGCCAGCACGCGGGAUGCAGCAGCAAGAAGAGACGCCAAGAUUGCUCGGUUUAGAGAAGAAAAGGAACUGAAAAGGAAACUCGAGUAUCUCCGCCAGAACCCCAAGCUUGAGGAGCAAGAUGAACAGGUGGUCCGGGAUCUGCACCUGACCAACCUGGCAUUCAUGGUACACCAGACGUUUGCCUCUCUGGAGUCGAUGGCCCAGGAACUUCACAUCAUCUCGCUGGCGCCACCCGCGCCGCCACAGGGCCAGGACCAACAAGCGCCCGACGCUCGACAAGACGGCCGAGGCAAAGACGGUUACUCUGAGCGCCUAGAUGGUCAGUACGCCGGUUUGAAGUAUUCCGGGCCCAUCUUGAGCAGCGACGGCAAGCCCAUGCGACCAUUUACACUCUUGGACAGUCGCCAGAGUGUGAAGAAGGGCGUGUUCCGCCCCGACCACAACUUGCCGACCAUGACCAUCGACGAGUACCUAGAAGAGGAGAAGCGUCGCGGUGGCAUUAUUGAGGGCGGAGGACCGCAGUCGGGAAUACAGCCUGAGCCGAAUGAGGAUGACCUGGAUGCUGCCGAUGCUGAGACGAUGAAGCAACGUGCAUGGGACGAGUACGUAGAAGCCAAUCCCAAGGGCUCGGGAAACACGCUAAACAGAGGGUGA
Molecule: messenger RNA, 1071 nt
Organism: Exserohilum turcica Et28A
Lineage: Eukaryota; Fungi; Ascomycota; Dothideomycetes; Pleosporales; Pleosporaceae
Exons: 3
Coding region: 1-1071 (356 amino acids)
Biological process (GO): regulation of dephosphorylation; regulation of signal transduction
Cellular component (GO): cytosol
Molecular function (GO): protein phosphatase 2A binding
Source: RefSeq, a predicted model, not a curated record